UUUAGAAAUGGCCUAAAAUUACAGAAUAGAAAGUAAAUCAAAAUUCAAACCUGGUAUACAGCCCAUCAACGCAAUGGGUUUGGAUAAUCCAUCGGGCUAUAUUCUGGCGUUCAACCAUACUGUGAAAGGAAGCUCCGUAUCGUCUUCGCCAUGGUCUGAUUUGCAGAGAAUGGAAGGAGGGAGUAGCAGUAUAGCGACCGGGAGAUACAGAUACGUACACGAUGUUAGUAAGGGUUCGCCGGAAGCCAUAGAUGUCCACCAUGUCAUGCUUCAAACAAAUGCUUCAUCAAAGGCUUCGAUUCUACUCUUCUUUCUUCUUCCCUGCUCGCUACUCCUGCAGCAGGCGAGGUCGAUUGGUGUUCUUAUUUGGAGCUUGACUGUAAUGGCGGUAGUUGCCAGGAUGUAUCUAAGGCGGGUUGUGAGAGAGUCUGUAAUAAUUUUGCCUGGUUUUGGAGUUCAGCUUGAGACUCAAUACCGAAGUGGGAGAAUCAUUCAUCGCUUUGUUCCUUCCAGCAUGAUCUUGAAACCGGUCCUGAAUGAAUGUGUGACCCCUGUUACUUGUUACUGGAGCCUGUCUCUGAUCAUUCAUGGAGAAGAGCAGCUUCUUGUCGUUUUCAAGGAAUUACACCCUCCGGUUAAAACUUUGGUUCCCAUCUGGAAGGCUUUAUGUGCUUCCAUUGAAUGUGGAACACAUACAUGAAUGAUAUCUCUCCAUGCUGAUUUAGUGAUUUGUACACUACGGCUAACAGAUUCUUUGAUACAAGAAAGAAGUCCCUGUGGAUAGCUUCUGUUUUAAAGCAACAGUGUGAAGAGAACUCAACUUUAGUGAUUCUUUUGUAACCACAACUAGGUUAUAUCACAUGCUAUUUUUUUUCUAUACUA
This is a messenger RNA of Ipomoea nil (Japanese morning glory), 882 nucleotides long. RefSeq lists its product as uncharacterized. Bases 74 to 700 code for a protein of 208 amino acids. NCBI's taxonomy places the organism in Eukaryota, Viridiplantae, Streptophyta, Magnoliopsida, Solanales, Convolvulaceae. The record is from RefSeq and is a predicted model, not a curated record. Gene Ontology annotation, cellular component: glycosylphosphatidylinositol-N-acetylglucosaminyltransferase (GPI-GnT) complex. Gene Ontology annotation, biological process: GPI anchor biosynthetic process. The transcript has 5 exons.